Clupea harengus (Atlantic herring) is the source of this 659-nucleotide messenger RNA. RefSeq names its product fatty acid-binding protein, liver-type-like. Gene Ontology annotation, molecular function: lipid binding. Lineage: Eukaryota; Metazoa; Chordata; Actinopteri; Clupeiformes; Clupeidae. The record is from RefSeq and is a predicted model, not a curated record.
GAGUUGAUUGAUUACGCUGUUUGAAUGCAGCUCCACGGAACCUUAUCAGUGGCAACUUUUUAGUAAUGUUUCGUAACUCAUUAUCUCAUCAACCUCAUACAAUUUCCAGUGAAAUCACUACAUUCCUCGACCGGGUUAAUCAUUCCAUCGGGGCUAUAUAAGUGGUCCUGCUAAACUCUUGCUAUCUAGUAGAAGUUCAUAAUGGCCUUUGCUGGAAAAUAUCAGCUGGAGUCUCGGGAGAGCUUUGAGCCUUUCAUGAAGGCUAUUGGUCUGCCUGAUCUACAGACUCAGAAUCGCAGAGACAUCAAGAGCGUCUCUGAAGUAGAGCAGAAUGGAGAUGACUUCAAGGUGACCGUUACCACUGGUACAAAGGUCAUGGUGAACACCUUCACGAUUGGGCAGGAAUGUGAGCUGGACACCCCGACUGGAGAGAAAGUCAAGACUGUUGUGCACUUGAAUGGGAACAAGCUGACCGUUUCAUUGAACGGCAUUGAGUCUGUCACUGAGGUGUCUGGAGAUUACAUUUUGAAUACGAUGACUUUGGGCGACAUUGUAUACAAGAGAGUCAGCAAGCGCAUCUCAUAAUUGUGUUUUUGAGGAAAAUAAAAAGAAGAAAAUCAGUGUGAGCAUUGUCAUUACUUACUGCUUGCACUUCCUAA